CGCUUAAUUUACGGCGCGCGCUUCUCUCACGGUCAAGUGCGUUGGUAUGUUAUUCAUCGCGUGCUAGAAUCGGUGAAGAUGGCGAUGUGUGCUGUUCUCCGGUGUGUUUCUGCAAACUUUUCAGCAGUCGUACCACGGCUAACAAGACCUGAACGACUGUCGUCGUGCCACUUUUUGUGGCAGGCGAAUGUAGCACGGACGCUUAGCACGACCUGUCAUCUCUCAGAGGCUCUCAAAUUCACAGACAAGCAUGAAUGGGUACGAGUAGAGGGUGGAACUGGCACUGUUGGCAUCAGCAAAUUUGCUCAAGAAGCACUUGGUGAUGUGGUAUACUGUGGACUCCCAGAAAUUGGGACAAAGCUUGAGCAAAUGGAGGAGUUUGGUGCUUUAGAAAGUGUGAAGGCUGCUAGUGAAUUGUAUUCUCCAUUGACUGGGGAGGUAACUGAAAUCAACACGGAGCUGGCAGAGAACCCUGGCCUAGUAAACUCAUCUUGCUAUGAAGCAGGAUGGUUGAUUAAGAUGACCAUAGACAAUCCAAAAGAACUUGAUGCUCUCAUGGAUGAAGCGGCCUAUGAGAAAUUCAUCAAAUCACUUGAGUAACGCUGCUGAAAAUCAACAUUCCUAUCUAUGGUACUAAUCAUGAAGAGCCUUCAGAAAUAAUACUCUUUUUACUGUUAUAAAUUCGGCAUUUGAGGACUAAUAAAAUUAUGUUCAUUAUAUUUAUUUUGAUUUAUGUUUGUAAUUGUUUUGUCAACAUAAUCAUAAUUUUUAAUGUCUUGGAAUAUUUAACAAAUCUCUUAUUUGUAAUGUAAAUAGAUAGCCAUAGAUUUAACAGACUUCUGAUCACAGGCCUUGUAGCAAAAUAAGUUUGGGCAGUUUCAUGUGUUUUAUGUGGGCUCUGAAACAUAAGGAGGAUAUUGACUGACUGGUGAUUGUUAUAAAUGGCAUGUCUGGUCAAAUAAAAUGCAUCCCUUGGAUGUAACUUCA
Molecule: messenger RNA, 987 nt
Organism: Chanos chanos (milkfish)
Lineage: Eukaryota; Metazoa; Chordata; Actinopteri; Gonorynchiformes; Chanidae
Gene: gcshb
Product: glycine cleavage system protein H (aminomethyl carrier), b
Exons: 5
Coding region: 79-600 (173 amino acids)
Biological process (GO): glycine decarboxylation via glycine cleavage system; protein lipoylation
Cellular component (GO): mitochondrion; cytoplasm; glycine cleavage complex
Source: RefSeq, a predicted model, not a curated record